GUUGAGUGAGUGAAGGAGACACAAUCACUGUCUCUCUCUUUCUUAUGUGAAGGGGAAGAACCAGGCUGGAACAUACAAGAAUAAGCAGCUCAGCUUGUGAUGGGCCUCUCGGUUUCGGAAACGGAGCAAAAGGAGCAGAUAUUCUUCCAUGAGGGACACCUUGAGAAGAUGGACACAUAACCAUUCCUAGUAGGAAUUUUCCUGCACUUUUCCUCUCCUUGGUUUCGGGAGAUCCUGCUCUCAGGGUAGUCGCAAUGAAAGGUGGACUUCUGUUGGCUUCAAGCAUCAUUUUGGCUUUUCAUGCGGCAUGGGGGUGUCCGGACGUUUGCUCGUGCCAGCCAUCUUCUCGCACAGUGGACUGCAGCUAUCAAGGGCUUGUGGAAUUCCCAGCACAGGUGCCCCAUCAAACCCAGACACUUUAUUUACAGGGAAAUCAGAUCCGAAGCCUCAAUCUCACGACCUUCGCAAACAUCUCUGGAAUUCAGGUCUUAGACUUGUCCAAUAAUUCCAUUUCGGUGCUGUCUCCACGAGUGUUUGCGUCUCUUCAUGAUCUAAAAAAGUUGGAUUUGUCCUAUAACAGCCUCAACACUUUGCCGGAAUCAUUGGGCGAUCAGACGAGGAACUUGACGUAUCUCGCAGUGAAGCACAAUCAGAUACAACGGGUCAACAGAUCUUUACUGGAAUCACUUACACAUCUGAAGGUUCUUCUAGUCAGAUCCAAUCCUUGGCAGUGCAACUGUCAGUCAAUGGGCCUCAAACUCUGGCUGGAGAACUUUUUAUAUAAAGGAGGGUUCAUUGAUGAGGUGAUCUGCAACAGUCCAGAGAACAGAAAAGGAAAGGAUCUGCUGAAAAUCCCCUUUGAGAUGUAUAGAAGUUGCCCUCCUGUGUCAUCCCCAUUUGUCCCGGCUAAUAUUCACUACCAUAAUUCAGACCACAAAACUAAUGGAAAGUAUGGACACUACAUGGACACCACUGAUGGUGGAAGCCACCCUGAAUGUGAGCCCAAAUCGAAACCCAGACCUGUCAACUUACGGCAUGCUAUAGCUACCGUGGUAAUAACUGGAGUCAUUUGUGGAAUUGUCUGUCUAAUGAUGUUGGCAGCUGCCGUUUAUGGUUGUGCCUACGCAGCAGUUAUGGCAAAAUACCAGCGGCAACUCAAGGAGGUGGAGCGGUUGGCUUCAGCAGCUGAAAAUGGGAGCUCAGAAGAGAAGGAGCCACUCGAUAGCUCUUUGGCUUGAUCCAUUUUUAACUUUGGUUUCUCUCGGAUGAAAACCUCAUCCGUGUUGUAACUGGCGGAGGGAAGUCAAGACAAAACUGAUUAACUUGUAACUUUCCACUUUGGGAAACAAGAUAUUUACAGAAAUCUAAAAGAAUGAGUAUGGUUUUGAUUAUGAGCUUGCGAUAUUGUAAACAAAGCACAGAAGGGCUUAGUUUGCAGAUAGGGUAGGGUUUAUCAUAAUUCAUUUACACUACACUCGUAAUUUUCAUGUUCUUGUGGUUUAUUCUGGUUAAGUAGUUCAAUUUAUAAAAGAUCUAUUUAGGGACGGAGCAGCUGUUUCAGGCACUAUGAGGCAUAUGAUUUAUAAUUUGUAAGAGCGAGAGACUCCUGGGGAUUCCCUCGUAAUGCCCUUUGCUCUAUUUAUGCUAAUUCUUCAGAUAGACAAUUAUUUCAGAUGCCCAAAAGUCAUGCAAGGAUUCUCGUUUUGUUUUCUACAUUAAACUGGAAAAGAAAAAAAAUAAAACGCAAUGAUAAAUGUAGCGAGACAAUGCAGAGAAAAUGCACGGGCGAAGGAAUGCUAAACACUGCUGACAUUUCUACACUCUGUCUCACUAACCUAAAUGUGGGAUCGUUUAGGUGAAAAGUAUAUCUUCUAUGCAGUCGGCUGAAAUAUUGUAUAUGUAAUGUAUGUUUUGUGUUAAUAUAAAACCAAAUUAAAUUUCGCUCAGCACAAAA
Molecule: messenger RNA, 1954 nt
Organism: Xenopus laevis (African clawed frog)
Lineage: Eukaryota; Metazoa; Chordata; Amphibia; Anura; Pipidae
Gene: lrtm1.S
Product: leucine-rich repeats and transmembrane domains 1 S homeolog
Biological process (GO): positive regulation of synapse assembly; axonogenesis
Cellular component (GO): membrane
Source: RefSeq, marked predicted